AUGCACGACGCGGCGACAGCAUCGCAGAUGGACUACUUCAAGACAGUCGUGGACCUGACCGGGAUCGAACAGCUCUGCUUCAACUGCCGAGCGCUUCUUGACGACGGGCCGAAACACCGCAUCCAUGGACAUCUCCUUUGCAACGAAUGCGCCGACAUCGUGUCGUUGCUCCGAGUUCACAACUGGCGCGUGUGCCUCGUCUGCGCCUUGGCGGGCGAGGCCGACGACAUCGACUGCGCGGACAUCCAGAAUUUCCUGGACAGACCGAAAUUGAAGCGAAAGCUCGGUUCCACCGGUCAAGACUCCCAAGUCGCUCGUGCAGGCCUCGCAUCCAGAAUGUCGCCCCGCCGUGCUGAUAUACACACCGGCAGCACUGGCAAUGCGCCUCGCGCUAUACAAUCUACUCCAGGUACGUUUCUCUCCUGGAAAGCAGUCGGCAAGCAGCGCGGGCGAGCUGCAUACGCGUCGAACCACAGCCUCUUCUUGCGGCUCGUGCAUGACCAGCUGGCCAUCUACCGGGAGCAGCGCAACGAUGCAGCGAUCGAGGAGCUCCAUUCCACCGUCGUCGGCGCCGUCUACGCGAAGCGCCAGAAGAUGAAGCAGGCUGCGGCCAUCCUAGUUCGCGCCAUGGUCGGCUUCCAAAGACAAAGCGGAGAGAGGGACGUGAGGGCCUUCAACCUCGGCGGCGUGCACCAGGAUCGCGGAAAGCUCUCCCACACAAUACGCACGUACCAUGGGGCUGCCCAUGGCUUCCGCGAGAUCAUGGCCUUCUAUAAGACGACGAUCACGGCCUUCACGCAGCUCGCGGCUCUCUGCUCUGCUCGCCGCGCCUUCCCGGAAGCGGAGAAGGCGUACACCCUCGCGCUGCAGGGGCUGGGAGAGGCAGCAAGACAGGACUCCAUUGACGCUCUCAUCCUGAAACUCGACCUAGGAAUCUCGUAUAGAGACGUGAAAAGACUGGAGUUCGCCGAGAAGCUCAUUGAGGAGGGCCGGGCCGAAGAAGCAGAAGCGAGCUUCGCUGACGCCGCGAAGGAGUCUGCCGUGUGCGACGAAGAAUACUCUGCCAUGUCGUACGCAGCCUCUUUCGGCCUCGGCAAUCUUCUCCGCAGCCAGCGGCGGCUGGCGGAGGCCGAAGCCAUGUACCGGCAGGCGUGGAUGGCGCGCGGUCGGUCGGAGGGCCGAGUCACGCCACAUCCUGUACCAUCGCCGACGCGCUAG
Molecule: messenger RNA, 1218 nt
Organism: Beauveria bassiana ARSEF 2860
Lineage: Eukaryota; Fungi; Ascomycota; Sordariomycetes; Hypocreales; Cordycipitaceae
Product: tetratricopeptide repeat domain protein
Exons: 5
Coding region: 1-1218 (405 amino acids)
Molecular function (GO): protein binding
Source: RefSeq, a predicted model, not a curated record